UGCAUCUACCAAGUCAUCACUCCAAACCUAAACAGCUCAAGGCUUCUCUGGCCUUCAGCAUAUUUUCUCUCUUCAUUUCCCCAUUUUCCCGAGAAAAUUUGUGAAACUAACCACAUUGACCAGAGGUGGUAAGAAAAUUGUAGCAACACCCAUGAGGAGUGUGGGCGGCGGCCCCUCUUGGGGUCGGCUUUGGCCUCAAAUGGCAGUGGCUUUAGCUGCCACACUGGUGGUGAUUUCAAGCAAUGUGGAUUUAGUAGAAGCAAGUGCUUAUCCCUACUCUUCACCACCACCACCACCACCUUACGUUUACAGCUCACCACCACCACCACCAUAUGUCUACAAGUCUCCACCACCACCAUCACCUUCACCGCCACCGCCUUAUGUCUACAAGUCUCCGCCACCUCCAUCACCAUCACCACCACCGCCUUAUGUCUACAAGUCUCCACCACCACCUUCUCCCUCUCCUCCACCACCAUAUGAGUACAAGUCUCCACCACCACCAUCACCGUCUCCACCACCACCAUAUGAGUACAAGUCUCCACCACCACCAUCACUGUCUCCCCCACCACCGUAUGAGUACAAAUCACCACCUCCUCCAUCACCCUCCCCACCACCACCAUAUGUUUACAAGUCUCCACCACCACCUUCUCCCUCACCACUACCACCAUAUUACUACAAGUCUCCACCGCCACCUUCUCCCUCUCCACCUCCUCCUUACUACUACAAGUCUCCACCACCCCCAGAGUACUCCCCACCACCACCAUACUACUACAAAUCCCCACCACCUCCUUCUCCUUCACCUCCUCCCCCUUACUACUACAAAUCGCCACCCCCACCAUCACCAAAACCACCAACCCCGUACUACUACAAGUCUCCGCCACCCCCAGAAUACUCCCCACCACCACCAUACUACUACAAAUCCCCACCACCUCCUUCUCCUUCACCUCCUCCACCUUACUACCAUAAAUCCCCACCCCCACCAUCACCAAAACCACCAACCCCAUACUACUACAAGUCUCCACCACCACCACCACCACCUUCACCCAAACCACCAACUCCAUACUAUUACAAAUCACCACCACCACCAUCCCCAAAACCCCCAACCCCAUACUAUUACAAGUCUCCUCCUCCACCCUCACUGUAUCCUCCUCCUCCUUACUACUACAAGUCUCCACCACCACCAACCCCUUACUACUACACUUCUCCGCCACCACCAGUUCCUUACUAUCCGAAGCCGCCAUUGGUGAAGGUUGUCGGAAGGGUCUACUGCUACAGAUGCUAUGACUGGAAGAAUCCAUCGAAGUCACACGACAAGAAGCACUCCACAGGCUCCGUUGUUGUGGUAACUUGCUGGAAUGGCAAGAAGGAAAUCAAGGCCUACGGUAAAACUAAGAACAAUGGGAAAUUCAGCGUAGUUAUCCCUGGCUUUGAGUAUGGCAAAUAUGGAGCCAAGGCUUGCACGGCUAAGCUCUACGCAGCACCAAAGGGUUCGAAAUGCAACGUUCCCACUAAGCUAAACGGGGGCAACAAGGGUGCCAAACUCAAAGUGAAAUCCAAGACUAAAUAUGAAGUUGUGCUCAAGGCUGACAAAUUUGCUUAUGCUUCCAAGACUCCGUACGAGGAGUGUGAAAAGUCCAAGCCCCAAUAUCCUCCUCCUUACGUUUACAAGUCACCGCCACCACCUACGCCUACUUACGUCUACAAGUCACCACCUCCACCGCCACCCAAGUACUACUACAAGUCACCACCGCCACCCAAGUACUACUACAAGUCACCACCACCUCCGGCAUACGUUUACAAGUCACCACCACCACCAUCACCCAAGCCGCCAACCCCAUAUUACUACAAGUCUCCUCCACCACCAUCACCCAAGCCGCCAACCCCAUACUACUACAAGUCUCCUCCUCCCCCAUCACCCAAGCCACCAACCCCAUAUUACUACAAAUCCCCACCACCACCAUCGCCCAAACCACCAACUCCAUACUACUACAAAUCCCCACCACCACCAACGCCCAAGCCACCAACCCCAUACUACUACAAAUCUCCUCCUCCGCCAUCACCCAAGCCACCAACCCCAUACUACUACACAUCCCCACCACCACCAUCGCCCAAACCACCAACUCCAUACUACUAUAAAUCUCCUCCUCCCCCAUCACCCAAGCCACCAACCCCAUACUACUACAAAUCUCCACCACCACCAUCACCAAAACCACCAACGCCAUACUACUACAAGUCUCCUCCGCCACCAUCACCCAAGCCACCAACUCCAUACUACUACAAGUCUCCUCCUCCACCAUCACCUAAGCCACCAACUCCUACUCCAUACUACUACAAGUCUCCUCCUCCACCAUCACCCGAGCCACCUACUCCAUACUACUACAAAUCCCCACCGCCACCAUCGCCAAAACCUCCAACCCCAUACUACUACAAGUCUCCUCCCCCACCAUCUCCAAAACCACCAGCACCAUACUACUACUACAAAUCCCCACCACCCCCAUCCCCAAAACACCACCCCUACCACACACACCUUCUCCUCACACCAUACUACUACAAGUCUCCUCCACCACCGUCUCCUUCUCCCCCACCCCCUUAUUACUACAAGUCUCCACCACCCCCAAAUACCCCCCACCACCACCAUAAUAUUACAAAUCCCACCUCCUCCUUCUUUUUCACCUCCUCCACCUUACUACUACAAAUCACCACCACCACCAUCACCUUCACCUCCACCCCCUUACUAUUACAAGUCUCCCCCACCACCUUCACCUUCUCCCCUCCUCCAUACUACUACAAGUCCCCUCCUCCACCCUCACCGUCUCCCCCACCACCCUACUACUACAAAUCUCCACCUCCACCAUCACCCUCCCAUCCUCCCCCUUACAUCUACAAAUCUCCACCACCCCCAGAAUACUCACCACCACCACCAUACUACUACAAAUCUCCACCUCCACCAUCACCUUCUCCUCCUCCCCCUUACAUUUACAAAUCUCCACCACCCCCAGAAUACUCACCACCACCACCAUACUACUACAAAUCUCCACCUCCACCAUCACCGUCUCCUCCUUCCCCUUACAUCUACAAAUCUCCACCACCUCCAGAAUACUCACCACCACCACCAUACUACUACAAAUCCCCGCCACCUCCUUCUUCUUCACCUCCUCCACCUUACUACUACAAAUCACCACCACCACCUUCACCCUCCCCUCCUCCCCCUUACAUCUACAAGUCUCCACCACCACCUUCUUCAUCUCCACCACCACCAUACAAAUACAACUCCCCACCACCACCUUCCUCAUCUCCUCCACCGCCAUACAAAUACAACUCUCCACCACCACCUUCCUCAUCUCCUCCUCCACCAUACAAAUACAAUUCCCCACCCCCACCUUCCCCAUCACCUCCUCCACCAUACAAAUACAACUCCCCACCACCACCAUCACCCUCUCCUCCUCCACCUUACAUCUACAAGUCCCCUCCACCUCCGGUAGAAACACCACCGCCGGUUUACAUUUAUGGAUCUCCCCCACCUCCAAUUCAUUAUUAAGCAGAUAUAAAUCAUGUUUUAAUUUAUACAGUGAAAUAAAUGAAGGCUCCAUUAGUGGAAAGUUGAGACAUCAAGCUUUCAAUCCAAGUCCAUUCAAUAAGGGUCUGUCAGAAAAUUCAUCGAGCUACAACAUUAGUGAUUCAACCCAUAAUUUAUCUACUUCUUUGGUAGCCAUCUUGCACAUGCUGCUACUAUAUUAUCCAUGUCGGGAAAGCAAGUUUUGGAGAAAAAUAAGCAAAUAUUAAUUGGAAGUUUAAUUUAUAAUCAGCAUCAGGGGCUUGGAAUUGGCUUGGUUGUCACAGUUUCAUUUUUCAAUUCUCCCUCUUGGGGUCUUAUUUAUGAAUGUAUAGCGAGUGCCGUGGCCUUUUGAUUGUAUAAUUGGCUUCUUAGCAAUAAAAGAAGACUCUUACGUCUA
Molecule: messenger RNA, 3953 nt
Organism: Pyrus x bretschneideri (Chinese white pear)
Lineage: Eukaryota; Viridiplantae; Streptophyta; Magnoliopsida; Rosales; Rosaceae
Product: extensin-2
Exons: 4
Coding region: 152-3538 (1128 amino acids)
Source: RefSeq, a predicted model, not a curated record